UCAACAACUACCCUUUCUCUACUGUUAACGCACGAGAUCAUCGUACUCGUAUUUCUUCGGUAGUCCGCGAUACACAUGAUCGUUACCCGGAUGUAUUUAUGUGCUCUCCAAAUUUCCGUUGGCACAAAAAAAGUAGUUUUCGUUUCAAUUUCGCUCUCCCUCCAGACUCUUCCCUCUCAUCUCGUUCUUCGUUUUCUCUCUCUACAGAUACAAUCUAUUGAUACAGAUACACCCAAAAUUAGGCGCUGUAUGCAUCUUUAGUCGCGAUAUUCUGCGCGGAAUUCCCCUCUCUCUCUGUCGUUUUCCUGGUGUUGUUUUGCUCCCUUUUGGAGGAAAUGGACAUGAUCGCUGUGAAGGAUUCGAGCAUUCUGAUGAUUUGUUGCUACGCUAUUGGUGGAGGAAUGGUUGCCGGCAAACGAAUAGCUAGACGGUCUGUGAAAACUUUUAUAAUACCUACUGUGCCUCGAAGUUGUAAGUUCAGGGCUUUCUAAACUCGAAGUUAGGGUUUCGUUAUCUGUCUGUUUUUUAGUGUUAUUGGAGCUGAAACUUGGAUUCUUGUCGUAUAAUCUCGGUGGUUUUCUUGUUCUUCAAGUGUAUUGCUUUUAAAAUUGAGGCGAAAGGAUUUUCUGGUUUUGACACUUCUGCUGUCUCCAUUGAACUAGCGAUUUGGAGAAUUUGUGUGAAAUUCCUUCUGUUAUUUGCAAGUUGACUACCUGGAGAAUUGUGAAAUUUCAUUCUGGGCUAAGUGUAUGGUGGAGUUUGAGUUGAUUGCUGAGCUUUGAUGAGUAUAUCUGUUGGGGGUUGAAGUUGAGUUGAGUGUUGUUUUUGCAUUGUGGUGAAACUUAGGAUUUAGGUUUUCACUAGAUUAGCUUCAAGGUAGCCUACUUUUCUUGAAGAGUUUGACGGGCAGGGAGGAUGGAAUUAGGUUUCCCAAAGACUAGCAUUGGUAAUUUGAAAGAGCAGUUGUUAAGGACAACUCUCCGUAAUGUGCGAGCACAGGGGCAUCCAUAUGUCGAGCUUAGGGAAGAUGGGAAGAAAUUGAUCUUUUUCUGUACUAUGUGUCUUGCACCUUGUUAUGGCGAUUCAAGCUUGUUUGAUCACUUGAAGGGCCAUUUUCACACUGAAAGACUAGCCACUGCACAAGUUACGCUGCUCAAACCAAAUCCAUGGCCGUUCAAUGAUGGUGUGUUUUUCUUCCAUGAUUUUAUGGAGGAGAAAAGUAAAAGCUUACCUGCUUCAGACUGUGGCCAAAACAAGUUGCUAGAUAUCCAUAAUGCUGGCACAGAUAGCCUUGCGAUGGUUAAAUAUAAUGCAAAUGCUGGACCAGUUGCUAGUUCACAGAGUUCACAGGAGAGCGAGGAUAAUGCCGAUUGUGAUGAAAAUCCCAGUAGUUCUACCUUGGAUGGUGAUGGAACUGGUCGGCUACUAGUUAUCCCGGGUGUUCUGCAAAAAGACGAGGUUUCUGAUUUGGUGGCGCGGCAUAUUGGAGUUGGAAAAAUUGGUGCCAGGUUUAGUGAGAAGGAUGGGGUCUCCAGUGAAAUUCGUAGAAUAUGGUGUGAAUGGCUAGGGAAUGCGGAUGCUACCACUGAGGAUGUUGAUGAGACUCCUGAGCAUGACUUUGCUAUUGUUACAUUUUCUUACAACUAUAACUUGGGACGGAAGGGGUUACUUGAUGGUUUCAGAUAUUUGCUUCCAUCGAGUCCUCAUUCAGAAGCUGAGGACAGUGGCUCUUCUAGAGGCAAGAAGAGGAAGUCAUUUUCUGAUCCAGAGGAUAUAAGUGAAGCCUUAAGAAAUCAAGAUGACUCUUCUGGGGAAGAGUCUCAAUCUUCAAAUAGUUCAAAGUCAAAAGUGCUGUUCUCUGGAAAUGAUGAUCAGUUGGUGCAUUCUCGCAUUCUUUCGAGCAAGACUAUGAGGAAACAAUUAAGAAACCAACACCGUAUCGCCUCUGAGAGGACUUGUGAUAUAUGCCAACAGAAGAUGCUGCCGAACAAAGAUGUUGCUGCUCUGUUAAACAGGAAGACCGGAAAGCUUGUAUGCAGUAGUAGAAAUUUUACUGGGGCAUUCCAUCUUUUUCACAUAUCCUGUCUCAUUCACUGGAUACUGCUCUUUGAGGUUGUUUUUGCCAAGCAGACACAUGAGCCCAAAGUAAAACUGAGAUCCAGGAAGAAGGCUAAAGGCAAGAACGGGCAGAAGCCUGAGAUACAGGACAGGAAAAUUUGCUCAGCAUUCUGUUCUGAAUGCCAGGGCACUGGUAUAAUAAUUGAUGGGGAUGACCUUGAGAUACCAACUGUCCCGCUUUCUGAGAUAUUCCAUUAUAAGAUCAAACUGUGUGAUGCUCGCAAAGCCUGGAUAAAAAGCCCUGAAAUGCUGGAUAAUUGCUCAUUGGGCUUUUAUUUCCCUCAGCAGUCUGAUGAAAUAUAUCAGGAAACUGUAGCACCACUGAAAUUGCUGCACUUCUAUCGAGCUGAUGAGUAGAUAGAUUUCGUUGAGCCUUGUUCAUCCACUGAUGAUACUGCUGUGUGGAAAUCACUUCUGACGCCUGCAUCUGUGAUGGGUGAUGAUUCUGAAGAAACCAAUGGUAUGUACUGUAUAGGUUUAGAAGGCAGUUUUUAACCGGACAGCUUAGGUGCUUAUGUACGUCGUAUUUGCUUACAUCUGUUCAUUGUAAAUACAUUGCAAUCGUUUGAGAAGAUUUACUAUGAAGUUCUUCCUCGUACAAAUUUGAAUGUGUAGCUAUCAGAUGAUGUCAUCUGAGUUUCUGUUGAUUCAAUUUGCGAUUCAUUUGGCU
Messenger RNA from Salvia miltiorrhiza (redroot sage), 2788 nucleotides. RefSeq lists its product as uncharacterized. NCBI's taxonomy places the organism in Eukaryota, Viridiplantae, Streptophyta, Magnoliopsida, Lamiales, Lamiaceae. The transcript is spliced from 4 exons. Bases 916 to 2475 code for a protein of 519 amino acids. The record is from RefSeq and is a predicted model, not a curated record.